This is a messenger RNA of Antrostomus carolinensis (chuck-will's-widow), 1997 nucleotides long. RefSeq names its product oxidative stress responsive kinase 1 (gene OXSR1). Gene Ontology annotation, cellular component: cytoplasm; cytosol. Lineage: Eukaryota; Metazoa; Chordata; Aves; Caprimulgiformes; Caprimulgidae. The transcript is spliced from 15 exons. Gene Ontology annotation, molecular function: protein serine/threonine kinase activity; ATP binding. Gene Ontology annotation, biological process: intracellular signal transduction; positive regulation of T cell chemotaxis; negative regulation of potassium ion transmembrane transporter activity. The annotation marks the transcript as partial. The record is from RefSeq and is a predicted model, not a curated record.
CUAGGCUCUGUUUUGGAUAUUAUAAAGCACAUUGUGGCCAAAGGAGAACAUAAAACUGGUGUCCUGGAUGAACCCUGUAUAGCCACGAUCCUUAAGGAGGUGCUGGAGGGGCUGGACUAUCUGCAUAAAAAUGGACAAAUCCACAGGGAUGUAAAAGCAGGAAAUAUUCUUCUUGGAGAAGAUGGCUCAGUGCAAAUUGCAGACUUUGGUGUUAGCGCAUUUCUGGCCACUGGUGGUGACAUUACCAGAAAUAAAGUCAGGAAGACUUUUGUGGGCACACCUUGCUGGAUGGCACCAGAAGUUAUGGAACAGGUCAGAGGAUAUGAUUUCAAGGCAGACAUCUGGAGCUUUGGGAUCACUGCUAUCGAACUGGCUACGGGGGCAGCUCCUUACCAUAAAUACCCACCGAUGAAGGUUUUAAUGCUGACACUACAAAAUGAUCCUCCCUCUUUGGAAACUGGUGUGCAAGAUAAGGAGAUGCUGAAGAAGUAUGGGAAAUCAUUUAGGAAGAUGAUUUCAUCGUGCCUACAAAAAGACCCUGAAAAAAGGCCGACAGCAGCAGAACUCUUAAGACACAAAUUUUUCACAAAAGCAAAGAAUAAAGAAUUUUUACAAGAGAAGAUGUUGCAGAGAGCUCCAACAAUCACUGAAAGAUCUAAAAAGGUCCGGAGAGUCCCAGGUUCCAGCGGACGUCUUCACAAGACUGAAGAUGGUGGCUGGGAAUGGAGUGAUGAUGAACUAGAUGAAGAAAGUGAGGAAGGCAGAGCAGCAAUUUCACAGCUCAGGUCUCCCAGAGUGAAAGAACCUGUACAGAAUUCCGAGCUAUUCCCAUCAGCUGAGCCUCCAGGUCCUUCACUCAAUGCUCCAGCACAGGCACCUACUCAACUACCUCAGGCUGCAGGACAAGUACCUGCACAACCUCCAACUGCUGUACCUCCACCUAGUCAGGCUCCUCCAGCAGCCCCAGCAGCAGCCCAGGCCCCACCUGCUCCUGCUGCAGCUCCAGUACAGGAAGAUACAAAAGUCCCCAUCAGCCUUGUACUAAGGUUAAGGAAUUCAAAAAAAGAGCUCAAUGAUAUUCGAUUUGAAUUUACCCCAGGGAGAGAUACUGCUGAUGGUGUGUCUCAAGAACUCAUUUCAGCAGGUCUUGUUGAUGGCAGAGAUCUGGUAAUAGUUGCAGCUAAUUUGCAGAAAAUUGUGGAAGAGCCCCAAGCGAACAGAUCCGUCACUUUCAAACUGGCAUCUGGUGUCGAAGGCUCAGAUAUUCCUGAUGAUGGCAAACUUAUAGGAUUUGCACAGCUCAGCAUCAGCUAAACAAUGGUCCCAGGAGAUGUUUUCCAACCGAGAACCCACAUGUGCAUAUUCGUAAUGCUUCUGUUAGCCUAAACAAAAACAAAAACAAACCACUACUGCCAAAGAAUUGAACUACAGCCCCCUUCCUAGAAGCUUUAACAUUUUUCCUUAAUAGGAUCACAAACCUUCCUGAAAUUACCGAUGGCGUUUACACCUUUUGUAAACAACUCUCAUGUUUUUGUAUCUGUCAUCUCAAACGUGCAGAUCCAACACAUCAUUGCCUGCAUGUUCAUUUUAUUAUUGCCUUACUUUAAAGAAAAAUACUACUGAGUACGAAGCAGGGGGUUCCACUGCUCUGAUGAUCUUGCCUAAAUGUUUGCUUACAUGUGGUUUCAUUUUUUUUUUUUUUCACUUGCUAUUUUUGCACAAGUUUUAAUACUGAAAGGAUCUUUUUUUUUUUUGUUGUUCCUGCUUCUCCUUUUCUCUGAAACACCAAUGUACAUGUUAUUUGGGUCACCUGGAGUGCUGAGAAAUCUGCUUCUCUUCGGCUGUGUUUUUUAAAACUGCUGGUUUGAAUGCUUGCACCCAAGAAAGCAAGCCAAGUCUUAACCCACGGGAGGGAGAGCCACCUUCCCUUGUGCUUGUGUUUUUGAGAAGUUCCUUGACUUUGAGGUGUUAGAAGUCAGCUUCCCUUUGUAAACUGC